This is a messenger RNA of Phaedon cochleariae (mustard beetle), 1165 nucleotides long. Lineage: Eukaryota; Metazoa; Arthropoda; Insecta; Coleoptera; Chrysomelidae. The record is from the annotation of a GenBank genome assembly.
ACUAAGAAUAAUGCCUAUGAAACCCAAAAGCCCCAAAACCCCCUCUUCAAAGAAAGAAUCAGAAGAGGCAGAUGUGGGUACAGUACAUGAAGAAGUAGAAGUGCCAGUGGCAUCGGAGGUAGUGUUCCGGAAGGUAUGGCGAAUAAAGCAGUUCCACAAAACCAUUUCCAAAAAGGACUCUCUGGAUUCACCCGUGUUCAGAUGUUCUGUGAACGGUAUGACGACUCUGUGGAAUAUUUCUGUCCGGUUUUGGAAAGGUCCUCAUGGCAAGAAAAUUACCAAUCCGUUGGUAGUCUGCCUAAAUUUGACCGGCUGUGAGAGCGAAGAAACCGGCCAGGCUAGAGUGAGAUUCCAAUUCGGCGUUUGGGAUGCCAAAAUAAGGCAUUGGGAAUGCUGUUCAAUUUCCAGCAUGGUACUCAACCUCCAAAAUUCCCACGAACUCAUCUCAGUCGGAUACAAAAGUCUCGGUAUCCUCGAAAGACACAUCGAUUCCUCAAAAGAUGUCCAAAUUAUGGUGAAACUUCAGAUAAUUCAGAGUGACGAGGAUGUUCACAGUUUAUCGCAGGAUAUGGGCAGGCUCAUGGGCACCCAAGAUUCCAAGGACACUUUGAUCGAAUGCACCUGUGGGGAAGACGACAGACCUGUCAACGUUCACAGCUGGAUCAUCAAGUGUAGAAGUACCAAAUUAGGAAAUAGGUUACUUGAUUACCAAGAUGAGAAAGAUAAAAAUAUAAAGUACAAACUCCAACUGACUGACUAUUCUCAUGGUCUGAUCAGUGAAUUAGUGAGAUACAUUUAUACGGACAAAGUGGAUAAUGCCGAUAAGUAUUCCCAAAAGUUGCUGCAUUUGAGUACCAGGUUCAAUUUACCUGGUCUCACAGCCUUGUGUGAAAGGAGUUUGAUUGAAAGUUUGACGCCCUGUAAUGUGCCAAAUAUACUCCUUCUUGCUGAUCAGUGUGGGUGUGAGAAUUUGAGGAAAGCUGCAUUACAUUACUGCGAAAAUUCAGUGGAAAUCAAGGAUAACGUCCAUAUUGGAGGUAAAACAUUAGCUUGGCGAGUGAUGGAAAUGGUCAAUCCAGAUUUAUUUCAAGAGGCCUGUGAAAGUAUAGGCAGUUCAUCCAGUAACAUUGACAGUACUGGUACAACUGGCUCUUGGAGUGAUUGA